Messenger RNA from Gastrolobium bilobum, 1045 nucleotides. Its product is annotated as probable U3 small nucleolar RNA-associated protein 11. Gene Ontology annotation, biological process: rRNA processing. Gene Ontology annotation, cellular component: nucleolus; small-subunit processome. The coding region runs from base 103 to 792 and encodes 229 amino acids. Lineage: Eukaryota; Viridiplantae; Streptophyta; Magnoliopsida; Fabales; Fabaceae. The transcript is spliced from 8 exons. The record is from RefSeq and is a predicted model, not a curated record.
AUUCUAUCCCUCGCGUCGCAAACAGAAAGGCAGCAUUCACCACCGUCGGAACAGACAACAUCACCACCAACUUAGUCCUUCCGUCAAUCUGUGUGCUUCGAAAUGUCGUCUCUGAGGAACGCCAUUCCCAGGAGGGCUCACAAAGAGCGCGCUCAACCGUCCUCGAGGAAAAAAUUUGGCUUGCUUGAAAAGCACAAAGACUAUGUUCAGCGAGCAAAAGCAUUCCACCAGAAAGAUGAUGCUUUACGGAGACUUAGGGAAAAAGCAGCAAAUAGAAACCAAGAUGAGUUUUACUUUAAAAUGGUCAGAACAAAAACCGUCGAUGGAGUUCAUAGACCAGAGAGUGAAGCAAACAAGUACACCCAAGAAGAACUUAUGCUCAUGAAGACCCAGGAUAUAGGAUAUGUUCUUCAGAAGGCUCAAAGUGAGAGAAAGAAAAUUGAAAAACUAACUGCCACGCUGCACUCUAUUGAUGAUCAGCGCUCAAAUAAGCAUAUUUUCUUUGCCGAGGACAGGGAAGAGGCUAAAGAGUUACAAUCACAAUAUCCAAGAAGUCAAAUUCCACUUACAUCUGAUGAUAUUCCUGCUAACAUUAAGAGGAAAAUAGAUCGUUCUUACAGUGAGUUGGAAGCAAGGAAGAAUAGACUCAGCCAGCUAGAGAAAAUUUACAUGGAUAUGGCAAUGCAGAAGGAGUUGCAGAAAAAGGGUAAGAAGCGCAAACUACGGGAAGAUGAGAUUGUCUGUCCAACCACUAAACCAGUAUACAAGUGGCGUGCUGAAAGAAAACGUUGAAAAGAGUUAAUAAAUAAUAGUUCGAGCUGCUUCUUUUAUUCUUUUUGUUAUUUACUGUUUAGCAUAACAAUUAAAUACUUCAGGGUUGAGAUUGUAGGCGGAGAAUUUACAUGUCUUACUUGAAGCAGAAUUGAAAGAGAACUUACAUGUCUAGCAUCUGAAUUGAAUGUCUUACAUGAAGCAUGUUAAGUGGGAUCACAACUGAUGCCAAUAAUUGUAGCUUUCGAUGUUCUACAACUAUACUUUGCGAGUC